Molecule: messenger RNA, 1259 nt
Organism: Balearica regulorum gibbericeps (East African grey crowned-crane)
Lineage: Eukaryota; Metazoa; Chordata; Aves; Gruiformes; Gruidae
Source: RefSeq, a predicted model, not a curated record
AUGAGGUGUGCGUUUCUGGAGAGCUGUAACAUUCUUAUCGGUUUUUCUUGUUUUACAGUUGGCCCGAAGCUUUUCCAGUAUGUCAUAAAAGUCAUUGUGCAGGCAAUACAAUUACUGUACACAAUGCUGAAGAUAGAUCAGCCGUCCUAUAUUCUUCUUCAGAAUCCUCCAGGCUUACCCAGUAUAGCUGUUGCCUGGGUCGCAUGUCUUUUCUGGAGGAGCAAACUGAUAAUUGAUUGGCACAACUAUGGAUAUACUAUAAUGAGUCUGAAUCAUGGAAGAAAUCACCCACUAGUACAAAUUGCAAAAUGGUACGAAAAGCUGUUUGGGCGUUUGUCUGACUAUAACUUGUGCGUCACUAAUGCAAUGAAAGAAGAUCUAUGGGUGAAUUGUAACAUAAAGGCAGUAACACUGUAUGACAAGCCAGCUUCUUAUUUCAAGGAAACUUCGUUAGAACUUCAACAUCAUUUGUACAUGAAACUUGCCAAAAACUAUGAGGCUUUUAAACCACGUACAGAGUCUCUCAGUUGGAAGGCCGAGAGGUCUGCCUUUACAGAAAUGGAUGAAAAAAAUGGGCGCGUGGUAAAAACCAAAGGACGGCCAGCUCUUCUAAUCAGCAGCACAAGCUGGACAGAGGAUGAAGACUUUUCAGUCCUUUUAAAAGCUUUAGAAGAUUAUGAGCAGUAUAUCAAUGAAGGAGUCAAGCUUCCACCUUUAGUAUGUGUGAUAACAGGUAAAGGACCUCUAAAAGACUACUACAAUGGACUGAUAAACAAAAUGCACUUUAAACAUAUCCAGAUCUGUACACCGUGGCUUGAAGCUGAGGAUUACCCUCUUUUGCUUGGCUCCGCAGACCUGGGGGUGUGUCUCCAUAAAUCAUCUAGUGGUUUGGAUUUACCCAUGAAGGUGGUAGAUAUGUUCGGCUGUUGUUUACCUGUGUGUGCAAUAUAUUUUGAAUGUUUACAUGAACUUGUGAAACACAAUGAAAAUGGUCUGAUAUUCAGGGACUCGAAUGAACUUGCAGAACAACUAAAGAUGCUUUUCUCAGAAUUUCCUACCCUGGAGGGCAAACUUCACAGCUUCAGAAAAAAUCUCCGUGCGUCCAAGCAGCUGCGCUGGGAUGAGAGUUGGGACCAGACUGUUCUUCCUUUGCUUGGGCAGAAUGAAUGACUUUUGGGAGGGAGGAGGGUGUCAAAAAAGCAAACACAUUCCUGGAGAUGCAGAGAUUUGAUAAAUAGUGAAUAAACACUUUGUGUUGU